UACGGUCUAUAACGAGUAACCGUGUCACACCGACUCUUGUUCCCUCUCCUCGAAGAGAUAGAAUAAUCUACUCCUGAGGAAAGCCACAUCGUGACCGACACCUUCCGGAAGUGUGAACAUCCGAUCAGCUGUGGCCUGCUCAGCGCUCGCUAUCAUGGUUAUCUGGAAGAGUGCAAGGCUUUGGCUCGAGUCGCUACAUCAGUCAAGCUCUGGCAGCUAGCUACACGGAUUUACCGUAGCUAGGGCGUUGAGUCUACCGGCGUCAUCCCACAACUAGUUUGAAAAGAACAAAGACGAAUAAAGUUACAAGCAAUGUUUGUGAGUGACAUAUUUCAAGCUUUGUCCUGGCUCAUGGCAUGAUUUCAGUGGAGCUACAGAGUACAGUAGAAAAGCCAUGAAGGCUGCCGUGUGUGUCCUACCUGCUUUACUGGUGCUGCUCGUGCUUGGAGAGGCGGCAGGUGUCCGCCAGGAGAGAGGUAUUGCUGUGCUGGCUGCGUUGCCGGUGCUCUCACACCGAGCACACCGAACGGACGAUGUGGAGGACGCUGGCCAUCCGACCGAUAAGCUUCGCAACACAUCACCGAGUACUGAUGGUGCAGCUGCAGGGCCCAAGACAACGGACAGUGUUGCUCAGUUAGAAGAAGAAGCAGCAGCACCAACUCCUGCCUCCUCCUCUGCACCCACGGCAGUGGAGCUGAGUGCAGUGAGUGCACCGGUCAUACAGGCAACCAGUACAUCCAGUGCACCGUCUGCUAAUCAACUGACCAAUGUGCUAGCCCACACUGGCGUGGCUACUGUCGUCGGCAACAACAGCAGCAGCAGUGCUGUUGUGGCGGAUACCUCUGUUGUGUCCACCGUAGCGCAGACUCUAACCGCCAACCGCACACCUGUUCAGGUUACUGCUAGCAGUGGGACAGGCGCAACUAGCUCUGUAUCACAACCAUACACAAGUGGCAGCAGUGACGUCGCCACCAUCAGUGUCAGCAGCCCUGCUUCGAGCUCUAACAGCGCUGCUGCCGACUCUGACGGUGUUGCUGCCAGCUCUAACAGCACUAUCAGUAGUACGGGAAGCAACAGUGCAGUGAACUCUGCUACCAUUAAUACUAUUGGCACGCUUGCACCCGACACUGCCGACGGUACACCGGCUGCAACCCAUGUACCGCAGUCCGAAUCCUUCACAGUCGUAACCAGCCAUGUGCACCAAUCGCAUGGGAACGGAGCUACACCCAACAUGACUGCUUCAGUACCGGCCAGGUUGCCCGCAUUGGCUUUGAGCGACGCCACACAUUCAACACUGGUGUCAAACAAUAAGACAUCAUCACAGGCCACUGUGAAGACUCCUGAAGCUGAUCCAGUGCAGUUGGGAACGACUAGCAGCUACGCAGCAGUAGCCAGGGCAACACUUGGAAACCGUUUGAAUGGCAGCAGUGCGACUACGAGCACGGUAGAUCAUGUUGAACCACUCACAGUAUUCACGACAAACUCCACUAGAGCUGCUGCUAGUCCAGGUAAUAUGCCCACUGCAACUAGUAGGCCAUCAACAACUGCAGCCAGCGAUGUAGCUCGCUCAUCCAGCUCUGAUGGGGGAAUAGCAGCAACGGGCAUUACGUCAGCUACCCGGUCUUUAUCAGCCACCAGCAGUUCAAAUGCUGUUCAGCAUGUUCCGGUCACUGUUAAUCACAGCAUGUUGAACUUGUCGAGUUCUUCUGCAUCGGUGUCUACACAUGGUGAUCUCGCCAACAGCAAUGUCAGUGGGCAUGUCACUAUCUCUACUCCCAGGGUGCAUACGAACAAGACCAUUACUACAUCCUCAUCUGCUGGUGUGACUAAGCAGCCAAUCAUAGCAGUGAGCGUCGAGGACAGCACCACAUCUCCCAGUACUGCAGCUAUCCUGACCGGUACAGCAGAGGCUGCCAAACCCGUUGCUAGCUCAGUGUCACGCCAAUCUAAUAUGACUAGUGUGGAAGCAAGUACUAGUGCAGCGAGCAACCCAACAAGCAGCUCUUCUCCAGCAGCAGUGAGCACAUUCAGCACCGACAGCUCUGUUCAUGUAACUGCUAUGCCAGUGAUUAGUGCAGAGCUUACUAAUGCCAUGCCCUCCUCACACACUGCAGCUGCCAGUGCUGCCCCUAUCUCCACUGCUACUAAUACUACACCGGCAAUGGCAACAGAGCCUUCUAAUGUCCCAGGUGCUGCUACCGCGUUGACUUCCCCUGCAGGAACCGACAGAGCGACUGAGCGCUUGACUUCUACCGUUGAAAGUGAAAUCCCUGCGGCUGCUCUCCAGACGUUGCCACACUAUCGCACAGGCGUAGUUGAACAUACCACACCCGUAGCUUCUUCUACCCUGCCUCCGAUGGAGACGGUAGAGGCAACCGCCCCAGAGAGUACUUCUCCCCAGAGUGCCACUCCUGUGCAGCUCAGUUCAGGCGUUGACAAUCUGCACCGUGUAUCAACAGCGGAUUCGCACACACUGAGGACAUCAACACUCUCCAAGGCAUCCAGGGUAGUGACCAGUACAGCGCGGAGUGGUAUGGAUGGCACAACAGCCAUACCCAGUGACAGGGUUCUGGCCACUUCUAUUCCUGCUAAUGUACAUACUGGCCAGAGCUUGGCCAUUGCUCAAUCAUCCAGUGCCAGUACCAGUGCUGCCGCUGUCUUGUCUAGUGGGGCAGCAGCCACGACUGUUGCUCUGCACACUGCUAGUGCUACACAGCGUGCUGUAGUAUCAAGUAGUGACAGGUCGUACGCCACUGGCAUACCCACUACCGCUCCACUGCACACAGACAGCAUGUCCACUGCUGCUCUACUAGACACUGACAGUACAUCCAAUGCUGUUCCACUGCAUACAGACAGCAUGUCCAGUACUUCUCCACUGAAUACCGACAGCAUGUCCACCACUGCUCCACUGCACACAGACAGCAUGUCCACCACUGCUCCACUGCAUACAGACAGCAUGUCCAGUACUUCUCCACUGAAUACCGACAGCAUGUCCACCACUGCUCCACUGCACACAGACAGCAUGUCCACCACUGCUCCACUGCAUACAGACAGCAUGUCCAGUACUUCUCCACUGAAUACCGACAGCAUGUCCACCACUGCUCCACUGCACACAGACAGCAUGUCCACCACUGCUCCACCGCACACCGACAGCAUGUCCACCACUGCUCCACCGCACACCGACAGCAUGUCCACCACUGCUCCACCGCACACCAGCAGCUCUGCAUGGACACUAACUGGCAGCAGCGACAGAACUGGCUCUAGCAGUACAGCUGCCAUGACAACACCGACCAUCAUGGCUAUUCACACCAUGUUGCAUUCAGUAAGCAGCAGACAUAGAUCAAGCAGUAUGGCUACUGAAGCAGGGAAAACCCCUGCCACCUCUAUUGCUACUGCUACCACCACCACCACCAGCAGCAGCAGCAGCAGCAGCAGAGCCUCGGGUGAUCUGGAGAUGAGCACUCGUACAAGUAGUGUGUCCAGGAGCAGGCACACCGCCACCACCACCAGCACUACGCUGCCCGGUGCACGGCACAAGGGUGUCACCGAUCAUCUGAGCACAGGUGAUGUGGUACCGGUGGAGCAGGUCACUUCUACUGACCGUUCGCGUGCCACCCCUGUGUCCAGUCACCGGCAGGUAGGCAACAUUGCGGACUCCACAGGCUCACGCAGCCCUCCGCCCGUGUCCAGUCAUCAUGGAGUAGGCGACAUUGCCGACUCUUUUCCGGUAACACCGGGUAUCCACUCGCCGGUUCUGUCGGCGUUUGCAAGUAGCACCACUGUCACUGAGGAGCACACUGCAGCAGAGUACCAGCCGUCAGCAAACAGCAGUACUGCUACUGCCAACGUCAGUACACUGAUCCCGCCGGGACCUCCACCGCCGUCCGGUUACUCCACAAUGCAGAUGGCCAUCACCUACAUCUACUGUGCUGUUGUGUUUUUGAUGGUGGCCGGUGCCGUGAGCUCCUACUACUAUUACAAGCGUCGUCCUCCCCACCGGCCACUCUCCGACUCACUUCUCAUGACCAACGUUCAGGAUUUGGAGGAUGAGGAAGAAGUUGAGGUCUAUUCUCGCCGCCCACUGAAUUCCUACCCCAGCUGGUUUUCAUCUCUGGGCCGUGGCCGUGGCCGCGGUGGUCGCCCUCCAUCGUCGUAUCGACCUCUCUGCAAUGACGAUGUGUGAAUUAGGUGAGUGUGGCUUGAUGUGUGCUUGCACGAGCAUGUGUUGUCACAAUCAGAGUGUUGUGACAAUCAGAGUGUUGAGCAGCUUGAUUGCAGUGCUAAUGAACAGUCAGUUUACAGUAGUGAUUGGGGCCAGGCAGCAUUUUCUGUGAACAAUCAGUCAGGUUGAAGUUUCCACUACCCAAUGGCAGACUAGCCCGCACAACAGUACAACGUGUUGCCAAUUGGUGACCCUACCCUGCGCCGCGCUAGCGCUUUGCGCUACGUGACAAGAGGCGGCUGGGCCGUCCUGUUGAAUGUGCUGCGUGGCUACCUGUGUGCUAUUUGAUGCUGGACCUGUGUGAUAACACUCGGCACAUGGAACACAGGACCGUUCAGUACCGAGGAGUACAGAAGCGACUGAUGUCAUGACAUCAAGGUCGUUGACCCGCCACCCUGUCCUUGAGUUACUGUUGAUCCUGAUCUGAGCGUCCUAUGCUGCAGCAGACCAGCGCGGCUGGCUAUUGCAUCACACUGCUCACCACUGCCACUGCUCACCACUGCCACUGCUCACCACUGCCACUGCCUGCGCCAGUGCCACUGUACCUGUAAUACCUGGUGGUCUAGAACCAGUCAGACACUGAAUGACAGUGGGAAAGCUGCCUCAUACUUUAAAAACACGUGUGGGCAUGCAACAUGGCUUCCCUCCGGGUGACUGAGACACACCAUUAUGGCUGGACCCCCCCCCCCCACGAUGUCUCCUUACUAGCUAUGAUAUAGCGUCCCUCCGUAACAAGCAUCAAAGUGUUGUCACCGCUGUGUUCAACUAACAUUUUCGUAUUUCCCUAUACUUGACUCGCUUAUAUCACCUUACCAUCAGUCCCUUUGCCCGUCCCGCCAAGCCGGUGAUUUCAUUUUUGUGAUACGAGUCCCGGCGUAUUUCACAUUACCCUGGCUCAGUCUGUGUGGGAACUCUUGAAGCUUCCCUGCAGCAGCAGCAGCAGCAGCAGCAGCCCUGUCAUUGUUUCAAUCUUUAGUUUGAUAUACUAGUAUUUUUCCUGGUCUUGCCUCAAGCUUUGCAGCAGCACGCUUUUCCUCUAAGAAGCUUGUAUGCCAAACUGCAUUUUAUAUCAACUCACACAGCUUUUUUUUAGUAGACUGUCCUGUUAUCAGGACUGCUAUUUAUCGACUCUGCUGGCGCAUUUUGCCAGUUUCUUUGCCUUCGACAAAUGGAUACUGCACUGCAGCUGUUGA
Molecule: messenger RNA, 5415 nt
Organism: Sycon ciliatum
Lineage: Eukaryota; Metazoa; Porifera; Calcarea; Leucosolenida; Sycettidae
Product: serine-rich adhesin for platelets-like
Exons: 2
Coding region: 395-4183 (1262 amino acids)
Source: RefSeq, a predicted model, not a curated record